Molecule: messenger RNA, 2850 nt
Organism: Meriones unguiculatus (Mongolian gerbil)
Lineage: Eukaryota; Metazoa; Chordata; Mammalia; Rodentia; Muridae
Gene: Slc24a4
Product: solute carrier family 24 member 4
Exons: 17
Coding region: 16-1887 (623 amino acids)
Biological process (GO): intracellular calcium ion homeostasis; sensory perception of smell; calcium ion transmembrane transport
Cellular component (GO): membrane
Molecular function (GO): calcium, potassium:sodium antiporter activity; calcium channel activity
Source: RefSeq, a predicted model, not a curated record
GCCGGGCGCACCGAGAUGGCGCUCCGUGGACCCCUCCGGCCGCGCAAAGUUCGCAGGAGGCGAGAGAUGCUGCCGCAGCAAGUUGGCUUCGUAUGCGCCGUGCUGGCGCUGGUGUGCUGUGCGUCCGGCCUCUUCGGAAGCUUGGGCCACAAAACAGCUUCUGCUAGCAAACGUGUGCUGCCAGACACGUGGCGAAAUAGAAAGUUGAUGGCACCAAUAAACGGGACUCCGCUGGCGAAGAACUGCACAGAUCCUGCGAUUCAUGAGUUCCCCACUGACCUGUUCUCCAACAAAGAGCGACAGCACGGCGCUGUCCUGCUACACAUCCUCGGUGCUCUCUAUAUGUUCUAUGCCCUGGCCAUCGUGUGUGAUGACUUCUUUGUCCCGUCCCUAGAGAAGAUCUGUGAGAAACUUCAUCUGAGUGAAGACGUAGCCGGCGCCACCUUCAUGGCAGCAGGAAGCUCGACGCCGGAGCUGUUUGCUUCUGUGAUUGGUGUGUUCAUCACCCACGGAGAUGUUGGUGUAGGCACGAUCGUGGGCUCUGCCGUGUUCAACAUCCUGUGCAUCAUCGGAGUGUGUGGACUCUUUGCUGGGCAGGUGGUGCGGUUGACAUGGUGGGCUGUGUGCCGUGACUCCGUGUACUACACACUCUCUGUCGUUGUGCUCAUUGCGUUUAUAUACGAUGAGGAAAUUGUGUGGUGGGAAGGCCUGGUGCUCAUCAUCUUGUACGUGUUUUAUAUUCUCAUCAUGAAGUACAAUAUGAAGAUGCAGGCGUUUUUCACAACCAAACAAAAGAGCAUUGCAAAUGGUAACCCGGUCAGCAGCGAGCUGGAAGAUGGUAAUGACCUCUAUGAUGGUAGCUAUGACGACCCUUCUGUGCCAUUGCUGGGGCAAGUGAAGGAGAAGCCUACCUACAGCAAGACCCCCGUGGUGAUGGUGGAUGAGAUUCUGAGCUCCAGCCCUCCCAAGUUCACGUUCCCAGAGGCUGGCCUGCGAAUCAUGAUCACCAACAAGUUCGGGCCCAGGACCCGACUACGGAUGGCCAGCAGGAUCAUAAUUAAUGAACGACAGAGGUUGAUCAACUCAGCCAAUGGUGUAAAUAGCAAGCCCCUGCAAAACGGGAGACACGAGAACAUGGAGAACGGAAAUAUUCCUGCGGAGAACCCUGAAGACCCGCAGCAGGGCCAGGAGCAGCAGCCGCCACCACAGCCACCGCCACCCCCAGAGCCAGAGUCAGUAGAGACAGUCUUCCUGUCGCCCUUCUCAAUGCCUGAGACAAAAGGCGACAAGGCUAAGUGGGUGUUCACCUGGCCCCUCAUCUUCCUCCUGUGUAUCACCAUCCCCAACUGCAGCAAGCCCCGCUGGGAGAAGUUCUUCAUGGUCACCUUCAUCACGGCCACGCUAUGGAUCGCCGUGUUCUCCUACCUCAUGGUGUGGCUGGUGACUAUUAUCGGAUACACGCUGGGCAUUCCUGAUGUCAUCAUGGGCAUCACCUUCCUGGCGGCAGGCACAAGCGUUCCAGACUGCAUGGCCAGCUUGAUUGUGGCAAGGCAAGGACUUGGAGACAUGGCAGUCUCUAACACCAUCGGCAGCAAUGUGUUUGACAUCCUCGUGGGACUUGGCAUCCCGUGGGGCCUGCAGACCAUGGUCAUUAAUUAUGGAUCCACAGUUAAGAUCAACAGCCGGGGUCUGGUCUAUUCCGUGGUGCUGCUGCUGGGCUCCGUCGCUCUCACUGUCCUUGGCAUCCACCUCAACAAAUGGCGCCUGGACCGGAAGCUGGGCAUCUACGUGUUGGUCCUCUAUGCCAUCUUCUUGUGCUUCUCCAUAAUGAUAGAGUUUAAUGUCUUCACCUUCGUCAACUUGCCCAUGUGCAGAGAAGACGACUAAAGCUGAGCUGCUGCCCGGGAAACUGCUGCGGCCACCAUGACGCUGGCGUCCUCUCUCUCUCCUCCUCCACACAGGUCUCUCCCGCCUUGGCAGCAGCUGUCAAUUCUUUCAUGAGCUGGAAGGAAGGGCCACCCUGGGCUUUGUCUGGCCAUGGGCCAGGCUGCUAGGCAUCCGUCCCUGCAUGGCAGGGUCCAGCCAUUGUCUGAGCAGCUCCACAGACUCUUGGCUGCCAGCUGCAGAGAUGCGUCGUGUCUCUUCUCUCUUGCACACUUUAGGCAAAAGGACUUCAGGGUGCUGUUUGUAUUUCUAUUACAUGGGCAGCCUCCGAAGUGAGUCAGUCAGUGAACAGGAGGUAGCCUAGAUGAGUGCAAAGUAGGACGUGGUUGGCCAGUGUCACCUCUGGGCCUGGAGAAGGCAGAUUGUGUUAACAUGAGCAUCCAACUCUGCUGGAAACACUGGAAACGUGAGAGACAAGGCGUCAACCUGCAGGAGCUUGAGAGCACUGCAGUUAUAGGAAAAAAUAGGAAGAGUGGAAACAUGAUUUCCCAGUAGGAGAGAGAGAAAGCAAGCGAAUACUGUUAUCCUUUUUUUUAUUGACACAUUCAAAACAAAUGAGCAAUGAAAUAUUAAAAAUAAAACAUCACAUAUAGAUCAUCAUACUUGAAGAAUAUCAUUCCACACAAAAGGAUCAUUGACAGGGGCCAAAAAGGUUACCCUUGGAGAAAAAUGAAUCCUCUGUGUGUCAUCCUGUGCUGGCUCCAAGACAAUUUGGUUUGGAAUAUAGAAAAAGGUGGAAGACUACACAGAAACAGGUGCUAACUCAAGAGACACAGGGGGAAAUGUAGUCACAGCUACACAUGUCAGACCUUAGGAGGCCAUGCCCUGUCCUGUCAGGUUUGUAACUUGUCUGCUAAUGCUCUGCUCUCAAAACCACCCCCAUUGAAAGACACAAUUGUUUAUAUG